Messenger RNA from Stegastes partitus (bicolor damselfish), 2354 nucleotides. RefSeq names its product dopamine receptor D3 (gene drd3). Gene Ontology annotation, molecular function: G protein-coupled receptor activity; dopamine neurotransmitter receptor activity, coupled via Gi/Go. Lineage: Eukaryota; Metazoa; Chordata; Actinopteri; Pomacentridae. Gene Ontology annotation, cellular component: plasma membrane. The transcript is spliced from 7 exons. The record is from RefSeq and is a predicted model, not a curated record. Gene Ontology annotation, biological process: negative regulation of adenylate cyclase activity; regulation of potassium ion transport; regulation of dopamine secretion. Bases 1 to 1359 code for a protein of 452 amino acids.
AUGGCGAUGUUUAGCAGUGCUGAGCGGCUCUGGAACGAGUCAGACCGCCUUGGAUGGGACGAGAGGAACGAGAGCUCGGAGGCAUCAGGGCAGGACGAGCGCAACUACUACGCCAUGCUGUACUCCCUGCUCAUCCUGGCCAUCGUGUUUGGGAACGUGUUGGUGUGUCUGGCUGUGCUGAGGGAGCGUUCCCUCCAGACCACCACCAACUACCUGGUGGUCAGCCUGGCUGUGGCCGACCUGCUGGUGGCCUCGCUGGUCAUGCCCUGGGCCGUGUACCUGGAGGUGGUCGGCGGCGCCUGGCUUUUCAGCCGACUCUACUGUAACAUCUUUGUCACGCUGGAUGUGAUGAUGUGCACCGCCAGUAUCCUCAACCUGUGUGCUAUCAGCAUCGACAGGUAUACAGCAGUUGUGAUGCCCGUCUUGUACAACACCACUCAUCGCUCCAGGAAGAGAGUUUUUACUAUGAUUGCCACCGUGUGGGUCCUGGCCUUCGCUGUCUCCUGUCCCCUGCUGUUUGGCUUCAACACCACAGACGACCCUAUGGUGUGCUCCAUCUCCAACCCCGAUUUUGUCAUCUACUCCUCCGUGGUGUCGUUCUACCUGCCGUUCAUCGUCACUCUGCUGGUCUACAUCCGUAUCUACGUCUUCCUCAGAAUGAGGAGGAAGAGGAUCACCUUCGGACAGGCCAGCGGGAAGGUGCAGCCAGGCCCAACCCCGGUGUCUGUGGAGACCUGUUUGCAAGAAGAGACUCCAAAGACGAAGCAAGACCUGUCGCCUAUAAGGAUUAAAGUGAGUGUAGAACCAACGGGUCCUUCGAAGCCCAACCUGCUCUCAGGAUGUCUGUGGCGCAAACGCCCGAAGACGGGUCCGGUGGAGAACUCAGGGCUGCCCCCGGUGGACACGCAGAACUACUGCAGCAUCAGCCACGCCUCCUGCGGUCGCACCGAGUUAGACCUGGAGCAGGAGCAAAGGGAGCAGGACGCAGAGGAGAGCAACCAGGUCGAAUGUCCUCCCGUUAGGAUGAGCUGCGAGGUGAAGGACCUGUCCAACGGACGAACGCACACGUCGCUGAGGCCGAUGUCGCACAUGAACAACCCACGAUUCAGGAGCAUGCAUGCUCGGGAGAAAAAGGCCACUCAGAUGCUGGCCAUUGUGCUCGGGGUGUUUCUCAUCUGCUGGCUGCCUUUCUUUGUGACUCACAUUCUGAACACCCACUGCAGGACAUGCUACGUGCCUCCUGCACUUUACAGUGCUUUCACCUGGCUGGGGUAUGUCAACAGCGCCCUUAACCCUGUUAUCUACACGACCUUCAACAUCGAGUUCAGGCGGGCUUUCAUCAAGAUCCUCAGCUGCUGAGGAAGCAGGAACGGCGGGGACAUUAAUGUGGAAAUGAGGCUGUGCAUUCGUGCUCCAACUCAGGCACGGCACAUUUAGCAAGCAGUGACCACAGACGUACACAGGUCGCCAUCAAAUGGAGCAAACUUGCUUUGUAUCCUACAGGAGUUAAACAAUAGCAGCAAGUUGAAGCAUGGAAAUGGACCAACGCUGCAUUGUGCAAUAAACGCAAACAAAAGAGGAUUUUUCUUACUUUUCUGACUCCAACAAAGACUUUCUUCUUUCUCAACAGGGCUGGGAUUACAUUCGAACAGUGUUACUCCUCAAAUAAGACUUAUCACAUGCACACAGUCCUAUUGAUAGCUUUCUUGUGGAUAUGUCUUGUAUAUGGAUAUGUGUACUGCUCAUUGGCACAGUUCCUCAGUUCAGGACUUUGAGGUCGGUGCAAUUUUCAAGGCUCUUUGGAGAAAAAAUGGAGCUUUAAAGCUGACAAAUUGACCGUAGAGCUGCGGGCCACUUCAUCCGGAGGUCCACUGCCACCGCGCUGUGUGCAUUAACUGAUGUUCCUCACCUCCCCCACACACCCCCACCCUCAUCGCCACGACCAUCAGUUACUCACCAGUGCAUGCACGAGUCAAAUUUCAUGACCGUGUACUUGAGUUGUGCUGAAAGGAUCGUAUAGGUCCCUGCCAAGACUCACAUCAUUUCGAAGAUUGUCAUAUAUAUAUUGAUGUGAAGGCAUUGUGCUCAGUGUGGCUUCAUUAGAAUUAAAAAUGUGAGAUUUUGAUGUAAUGCACAGUGGAAAAAUUCUCAGUGUUUUUUAAAGGGACUGUCUGUUUACUGGCAAACCUCCCCAUGAUUUAGAGCUGCCUGCUGGCUGCUCUGAUGUAGGCAGAAGCUUUUCGAUCUUUACAAAUCAAACAGGAUUGUAAACUGUGAGGUGGGCAGGUCUGUCAUGGGCAGAGUAUUUACUGCAUUGUGUUGUAAAUAAAAAAAAAAAAAAGAGAGAUAUGAAA